Molecule: messenger RNA, 875 nt
Organism: Coturnix japonica (Japanese quail)
Lineage: Eukaryota; Metazoa; Chordata; Aves; Galliformes; Phasianidae
Gene: RAB15
Product: RAB15, member RAS oncogene family
Biological process (GO): Rab protein signal transduction
Molecular function (GO): GTPase activity; GTP binding
Source: RefSeq, a predicted model, not a curated record
GCCCCGGUUCCAUCCCGCACACAUCCCCGCCCCCGGCCCGGCGGCGGCGGCGCGGGGCCGCCAUGGCCAAGCAGUACGACGUGCUGUUCCGUUUGCUGCUGCUCGGAGAUUCGGGUGUGGGCAAGACGUGUCUGUUGUGCCGCUUUACCGACAGCGAGUUCCACCCGGCUCAUAUCUCCACCAUCGGGGUGGACUUCAAGAUGAAGACGAUUGAGGUGGAUGGCAUCAAGGUGCGCAUCCAGAUCUGGGAUACAGCAGGGCAGGAGCGGUACCAGACCAUCACCAAGCAGUACUACAGGCGGGCGCAGGGCAUCUUCCUGGUGUAUGACAUCAGCAGUGAACGCUCCUACCAGCACAUUGUCAAGUGGGCCAGCGACGUGGAUGAGUACGCACCUGAUGGAGUCCAAAAGAUCCUCAUUGGGAACAAAGCGGACGAGGAGCACAAGAGGCAAGUGGCCAAAGAGCAAGGGCUGCAGCUUGCCCGGGAGUACGGAAUGGACUUCUAUGAGACCAGCGCCUGCAGCAACCUGAACAUCAAGGAGUCCUUCACCCGGCUGACGGAGCUGGUGCUGCAGGCGCAUCGCAAGGAGCUGGAGGGGUUACGCACCGCCACGGCCCCCCCAGAGCUGGCCCAGCUGGAGGAAGAUGAGCAGCAGACCCCAGGGGGGAACGACAACCCUAAAAACUGCUGGUGUUGAAGCCCGGCCUCCCCCAGCCCUGCUACAAAGGGAGCAUGGCAGGGGGGACACAAGGAAUGGGGACUUACAGCCCCUUGGUGUUUUGGGGGGGUCCCAGGCGCUGUUUGCACACCCUGUUUUGCACAUUGUUUCCAUAAUAAAGGAGAUACUGGAGCCCCCUUACUGGGAGCAGUGUCA